Molecule: messenger RNA, 1869 nt
Organism: Naegleria fowleri
Lineage: Eukaryota; Heterolobosea; Eutetramitea; Acrasida; Naegleriidae
Exons: 1
Coding region: 1-1869 (622 amino acids)
Source: RefSeq, a predicted model, not a curated record
AUGUCCAAAUCACAAUCUCAACCUGUAACAACGAGUUAUGCCUCGCGAGUGAUCAAAAAGAUAAAAGGCAACAAUGGAAUGAUGGGAGGUAGGACUGCCUCACCACAUGUGAUGAAUACUUAUAGUAAUCCUAACAACCAAAUUGAUUUAAAAUCCUCUUCAUCCUUCAAAAAUCGAUUGCUACGAGUGGUGAAUCAUCUCCGACCUUCCUCUUAUGAAUUUUAUUAUUCGGAUCCAUCAUCACCCCAUGGUGGUGGUGGUGGUAGUGGUAGUGGUGGUGGUACUCAGUCCGAUCAUCAUCACUCCAUGUUAUUAGCAACAUUGGAUUCGAAUCUACACACCACCCAUCAUCGUCCUUCCUCGACGACAGCACAACAUGGAACAUUCGAAAUGUCAGAGGAUCAUCAAUCUUCUCUCAGUUUUCUUCACCAUCAACAACAAUCAUCUCCUCUCUUUCAUCAUUUAUUUUCUCAUGAUUCAUCGAUCAAUAACUCGACUCAUUCUUCGAGUCAACACAACACAAUGAUUCAUGGAUCAUUAAGAGAUUCUCAUGAUUCCGAUCAUAUCUUUAUACAUCCUAUUCAAUCUUUAUCAAAAUUAUUUCAAUUUAUUAGAAAUACUUAUUAUGUCUUGGAAAUGGUAGAUGAGGAUGAAGAUAUGAAAAGAUCAAUACCAAUUGAAAAUAAUUCAAAAUCUUCAAGUAAUAAUCAAUCGAAUGAAAAAGAACAUAGAUUCAAAUCAUCAUCACCUGUUGGAUUUGAAUUGGAUGAAAAUGAUCCUAUUAUGGAUUCAUCCUUUCAACUUGAAGUCAUGAAUCAUAAUAGUACAAAAGUCAUGAAUAGUACUAUCAUUGAUCAAUCAUCACACACACCAUUUUAUUCAAAUAUUGACAAGUUUCUAUUUCGAUUAUUUGUUUCGAAUGAUACCAAUGAUGCUACUACUUGUCAUCCUCAGACACCAGGUGGUAACAGUACUAUUCUUACUGCUACCCAUACUGCUCAUCCAAGUGGUAAGAGUACUGUUCCUACUACUACUGUUCCUACUACUUCAACUCUUCAUAGAAAUACCACAACAGAUCGAAAAACAUCCAUCUCAGAAAUCUCUUCUCACCAUUUGCAACAAGGUGAUGAUUCGAACAAGAAUACUUUUAUGGAUCCAUUAUCCAUAUCCACAACAUUACUUUCACAUCAUCAUCAUGGUCUUUCCAAUUCAAACUUAUCAACAACACAACAACAUUCAAUUCAUUUCAACUCUCCAACAACUUCAAAUGUCAUCAUCUUCUUCAUUGAAACUAUAUUCUCUGUGAUUAAAUCACUCUCACUCAUCACUCUUGUCACAGUGAGUUAUAUUCAUAAGAGAUUUGACAAGUAUUUAAAACCAAUCAUUGUGAUUGAAUUUGGAAAAUUAGAGAAAUUAUUAGGAAAAUUAAUUUAUAAUUUUAAAUUAUAUUUUAAAAUUGGAACCAAUGCGAAAUUGACCAUUGCUCGAUUACUUGCUAAAAUUAGAAAUAAUAAUCCAAGAAAUUUCUACAUGAUACUCUCAAUAUAUUUGAGAAUGAGAAAUUGGAUGCAUAUUCCAAAAUCAUUUAUUAAUCAAAUAUUUUGGACUGUCACUUCUAUAUAUUUUAAUAUUUUAUUAUUUUGUAUUUAUUUAAUUGAAAAAAUUGUAUCACCAAGAUUACUCUAUUUAUUAACAAUGACUAAUGACAAGUUAAUUGAAAUAUUAGAUCGAGUAUUAAGUUUUGUUGAAUCUUAUUAUCAUAUUGUGAUUGAAAAUGAUCGAAUGGUAGGAGUGAAGAGACAUUCGACAUUGAGUUCCACACAGUCUAUGAAAACAUCAAUCAGUCCUUUACAAGGAACUGAAAAUUAA